AUGCGUCUUCCGCUGAACAUCGAACAACACCUCACACUCUUCAGUGUUUACUCCCCUACGCCUCAGGCAGAACCUGCAGAAAAGGAACGAUUCUACUCCGACCUUCGGAGGCUACUGCAAAGCACCCCCGCGGUCGACAAUGUACCGAUCCUUGGUGACUUGAAUUGGUCGAGACACUGAAGCCUGGUGGUCGAGACACUAAAGCCUGGAAAGGAGUCCUUGGGAGACAUGGCGUUAGAAACUGCAACAACAAGGGGCGCUUACUGCUAGAGUUCUGCUCGGAGCAACAACUCACCAUUACAAACACAAUCUUCCAGCAAAGACACAAUUUGAAAACAACCUGGAUGCAUCGUCGGUCGUAACAUUGGCAUCUCCUCGACUUUGUUUUAGUGCGCCGAUGUGACCUGAAAGAUGUCUUGCACACCAGAGUUAUGCCCAGCGCACGGUGCCAUACAGAUCAACGCCUUGUCCGCUGCAAACUCAACCUUCAGCUCAAAUAAAACCAAGAAAGAGUGUUCCCAGAGGAAAAAAACUCAUUGUCAGCGACCUCCGCUCAGCUGAAGUGAAAGCUAAAUUUCAGGCAGGUCUCCACAGUUUGCUU
Porites evermanni is the source of this 601-nucleotide messenger RNA. The record is from the annotation of a GenBank genome assembly. NCBI's taxonomy places the organism in Eukaryota, Metazoa, Cnidaria, Anthozoa, Scleractinia, Poritidae.